Messenger RNA from Tetrahymena thermophila SB210, 609 nucleotides. RefSeq lists its product as hypothetical. The record is from RefSeq and is a predicted model, not a curated record. The transcript is spliced from 2 exons. NCBI's taxonomy places the organism in Eukaryota, Ciliophora, Oligohymenophorea, Hymenostomatida, Tetrahymenidae.
AUGAAAAUAUAAAUAGAUAUGAAGAAAGAGUAGAUCAUUAAACAACUAAUUUUCUAAUUAAAAUAUCUGUUUUUUAUAUUAAUAAAAAGAUUAAGUAGUAAGAAAAGCAAAAGCAAUUAUACGAGCAAGAAAAAGAAAAAAUCCAAAAGAAAUUAGAUGAAACUAGAAAAGAAGUUGAAAAUUUGCAGUAAAGAUUUUUAAUAGAAAUAAAAUAUUCAUAAUUAUUUAUUUUGUUAGGAAAACUUACAAAAUGGACAUCAAAGAGCUAGAAUCAUAAAUAGAAGAUAGAAAUUAACAAAUAGAUUCACUAAAGAAAUAAAUUGUCGAUAUGAAGAAAACUAAAAAGAAAGGGUGUUGUGGUUGAAUUCUAAUCAUUUUAUUAUAAUAAGAGAUAUUCAAUCAAAUAUUUUAAAAAAUUAAAAUUUAUAUUAUUUAUCAAAAUUAAUUUAACAAAUUAUCAAAAUAAGUAAGAAAUUAAAAAUAUUUUAAAAAAUUUAUUUUAAAUUAAAUUCAUGUUUUUUUGUUGUUGCUUUUAAUACUAAAAAUUAUUCAAAGAGUUUUUAAAUUUUAAUAUUUUUAAAAAAAAUAAUAUUCGGAGCAAAUAAAUGA